Messenger RNA from Phyllostomus discolor (pale spear-nosed bat), 1555 nucleotides. RefSeq names its product TNF receptor superfamily member 11b (gene TNFRSF11B). The coding region runs from base 298 to 1503 and encodes 401 amino acids. Gene Ontology annotation, biological process: signal transduction. The record is from RefSeq and is a predicted model, not a curated record. NCBI's taxonomy places the organism in Eukaryota, Metazoa, Chordata, Mammalia, Chiroptera, Phyllostomidae. The transcript is spliced from 5 exons. Gene Ontology annotation, molecular function: protein binding.
ACUGUCCAUCUGUGCACACAGGAGAUUUUUUUUUUUCUGGCCUGGCUCUGAAAGCGUUAAUCCCGGAGCUUUUCCUACCGGUAUUCACCUCCCACCCCCACCCCUCCCUCCCCAAGGUUCCUAAAAAAGGUGCAAAGUUUGGUCCCGAUAGGGAAUGAAUGAUCAAAGCCCAGCGGGUACUUCCUGUUGCCACACUAUAUAUAACGCGGUGACUGCACGGGCUGCGGAGACGCACCGGAGCGCUCGACCGCUGCUGCUGCCUCCUCCUCCCAGCGCCUGAGGUUUCCCGGGACCACAAUGAACAAGGUGCUGUGCUGCGCGCUCGUGUUCCUGGACAUCUCCAUUAAAUGGACCACCCAGGAAACAUUUCCUCCGAAGUACCUUCAUCAUGACCCAGAAACCUCUCGCCAGCUGAUGUGUGACAAGUGUCCUCCUGGCACCUACUUAAAACAGCACUGCACGGCAAGGCGGAAGACCGUGUGUGCCCCUUGUCCUGACAACUACUACACAGACACCUGGCACAUCAGUGACGAGUGUCUGUACUGCACACCAGUGUGCAAGGAGCUGCAGUACAUCAAGCAGGAGUGCAACCGCACCCACAACCGCGUGUGUGAAUGUGAAGAAGGGCGCUACCUCGAGGUGGAGUUCUGCCUGAAGCACAGGAGCUGUCCCCCUGGGUUUGGGGUGCUGCACACUGGGACCCCGGAGCGAAACACAGUUUGCAAAAGAUGUCCAGAUGGCUUCUUCUCGAACGAGACGUCCUCAAAAGCACCCUGCAGAAAACACACAAACUGCAGUGCGUCCGGCCUCCUCCUGACUCAGAGAGGAAAUGCAACGCAUGACAAUGUGUGUUCUGGAAGCGGUGAACCGACUCACAUAUGUGGAAUAGAUGUCACCCUGUGCGAGGAGGCGUUCUUCAGGUUUGCUGUUCCCACCAAGUUCACCCCUGACUGGCUCAGCGUGCUGGCGGACAGUUUGCCUGGCACCAAAGUAAAUGCAGAGAGUGUAGAGAGGAUAAAAAGACGACACAGCUCCCAAGAACAGACUUUCCAGCUGCUGAAGCUAUGGAAGCAUCAAAACAAAGAACAAGAUAUGGUCAAGAAGAUCAUCCAAGAUAUCGACCUCUGCGAAAGCAACGUGCGGAGGCACAUGAGCCACGCAAACCUGACCUCCGAGCAGCUCCGCAGAUUGAUGGAGAGCUUGCCAGGGAAGAAAGUCUCGACAGAAGACAUUGAGAAAACAACGAAGGCGUGCCAGCCAAGUGAGCAGAUCCUGAAGCUGCUCAGCCUGUGGAGGAUCAAGAACGGCGACCAGGACACUCUGAAGGGCCUGAUACACGCCCUGAAGCACCUGAAAACGUACCACUUUCCCAAAACGGUCACUCAGAGUCUGAAAAAGACCAUCAGGUUCCUUCACGGCUUCACGAUGUACAGAUUGUAUCAGAAGCUAUUUUUAGAAAUGAUAGGGAACCAGGUCCAAUCAGUAAAAAUAAGCUGCUUAUAACCAGAAGUGGUCGUCCGGCUGUUUCCUCACCGUGGCCCAGAUCCGAUGGAUG